Molecule: messenger RNA, 4067 nt
Organism: Grus americana (Whooping crane)
Lineage: Eukaryota; Metazoa; Chordata; Aves; Gruiformes; Gruidae
Gene: MANBAL
Product: mannosidase beta like
Exons: 3
Coding region: 1437-1694 (85 amino acids)
Cellular component (GO): membrane
Source: RefSeq, a predicted model, not a curated record
CUGUUGCUCUUUAUUUCCAUCCCAAGAGGAAGCUAAUAUAUAUAUAUUACCCGAAGUGCUCCUGUGGCUUUGUCCUACGCUAAUUAUUUAUAUAGUGCUAGUUCUUGAAGAUGCCAGCUGGGAGAUGUAGGACAACAAAAAGAAAGUUUUGAGUCUGGCCUAGCUCUAUUGAGAUGGCCAUUUUAUGGUCCUGAUCCUGAAAAUACAUGGUUAUUUAUCAUAGGCUCUGAUUUUGCACCCAGGGGGACAGCCACAUCGUCUUCCAGUGGUGUCACUGAGCAAAACCAUGAGCCUGCAGCCCUGAGUAGCCCCUUGCUCGUUUUGUGGUGCAGCUCUGGCUUUGCAACAGGACCAAGUCCUUUUCUGGGGUUUAGCUAGCUUGCUGUAAAACCCUAAUAGAGUCAGGACUGAAUGUUUUUAAACAGAUGAUAGUCAAAACCAAUUUUUGUAGUGCAGUGCAAAUUGUUUGUGACCUGUUAUGUUCCAGUGAGGUGGCCAGGCUUGUGGGGACAUGGUAGCUGCUGUUAGACCGAAUGAGUAAUCUGCAGGGUCUGAAAUAGGAGUGCUGAUCUUUAAAUGCAGUUUAAGAGCAAUUACUUUAAGUGUAGCCAUAUUAAUAGGUGAGGUGGUCUGAGGAAACAGGUGGUUGAUACCUGUGGAGAAGAAGAGAUGUUAGCCAAAGAAGAGGUGGUGAAACUGUUAGCUUCUCGGGAACAGGGAGGAAGACUCCAUUAUCAUCCAGGGACCUGCUGGAUUAGCUGCCAGGCAAAGUGUAAGGAGGUAUUGCUCUCGGUGAGAAAACUCAUUUUGCAAGUUUUGUGUUCAGUGCAGAAGGCGGCGUGCCUGACGCUGAAUCCUGCUUCCCCAGUGUUCAGCUUUGGCCUGCUCCUUUGUGUAAGGUUUAGCCUCCAUGCUGGUGCAGGUUUGGGCAUUGUGUUAACCACAGGAGUUUUGUAAAUAUGGGAAGAAUUUUGCUAAUAUUAGUUGAGCUCCACUGAUAGCAGAAAAAUUAAUGGUCCAAAUGUGGGUUGCCUGCUGUGGCUACUGUGCAAGCGAGGACUCUCUACUAUGACUAGUUGGAGCAUGAUGUCAGGUCUUCUCUGAGCAUAUUUCAUGGGCCAGUGGUUAAAAUGGUAGUGGCGGCUGCUGCCAGCCUGUGCGAGAGAUCUUGAUGCUGGUCAUGUCACCGGGGAUUUGUUAGAAAAUUACUAAUACCCUCAAGGGAGGUGAAAUAGAAAAGGGGAAAGGAGGGGAGAUUUGCGGAAGAUGAGGACAGGGAUUUUUUGUUUUCAUUGUAUCGGUUUCCUUUCCUGGUUUAUUUUUGUCUGUUGUGUUUCAGGUGUAUGAAUCAGAAUUAUCAGUAGGAGUUUGUCCUGAGAAAACUCUGGUAACCAGUCUUCUUGAGAGCAUUAGAGGAGAAGAAGGGUGUACUCACGAUGGCUGCUGAGUUGGAUUUCUCCCCACCUGAAAUCCCUGAGCCCACAUUCAUGGAGAAUGUGCUACGCUACGGACUCUUCUUUGGAGCCAUUUUCCAGCUUAUCUGUGUGCUAGCCAUAAUCCUGCCAGUUUCCAAGUCCCAUAAGACAGACUCGGACAGUUUCGAGCCUAAGAAUUCAGAGACAGUGAAGAAGCCAAAGGCAACCGCUCCACAGAUAAGCAAGAAACCCAAGAAGGAAACCAAAAAGAAACGAUAAAGCCAUGACCAAUGAGCCUCAAAAGACAAAAUAAUCAUCUACAAUCAUGCCUCUUCAGAGAUGACAUCAAAGGCAACUAACUCUAUUAAAUGGUUUUCUGGCAUUGCCAUGCUUUACCUUUCGGGGACAAGGGAGAAGGAACUUAGAAGAGUGAAGGGGCAGGGUUCUGCCAUAGAUUCCAUACAAGUAAAGAGGACUUCACAUAUCCAGGACUUCAUUUGACAUGAUUAAAUUGACCAUUAAAGGGACUUCUGUCAUUUCUGAUGGGUAUAGAGGGCUGCUAUCCUGGCUCCUCCAUGCUGGCUGGGAUUUGUAGUAAAGUCCCUGCGGAAGGUGGAGCAUGGUUUGCUACUUUGGAUACCGGUUUGUGUUGUAUUUUUUGAAGGCAGAGGGAUCAAAUGGAUCAAGGAUACCACACUACACAGCUUUGUAUUCAUCUCUGUUGUCAUCUAGUCUGAAAUACAUAGCUGCAUUUUAUGGCUUAAUAAUAAUGUCUUUGUCAUAUUCUUUAAUUCUUUAGGUAAUAACUCAUCAGAUUCCAGACUGCUGUAGAUGAAAGCUUUCAUUUCCCCAGCGUCGCUACCUCUUCUUAUUCCCCACCCAUGCACUUUUCCUUUCUCUUCCCACCCUUGAAAGCAGGUACAUUUCAGGGAAUUGAGGCUGCGGUGGGGACUGUAAGGAUCAGGGACCAGUUUGAUUCUGGAAGGUGCAGAAUGUAAUGCUUGUGCUAAUGGGGUGUUCUUGGAAGCUUGGGAAGACCAGGUACUGCACGUUGGAGAAAAGCUGCUCUGAGGUGUGAGUUUCAGAGUGCUGCAUUGGUCAGGUAUGGAACAGCUUUGCCUGGCUGUGCUGUUGAUAAAACCUCCUGUUUGCUAGCCGAGUCCUCACCACGUGCUCCGUGUCAACACAGCUGGGGUUUGUUGCAUUUGCAAACUCGCUCCCAGCCUUACCUGCAGUACUCUGCUGCAUCUCCCCUUGCUGAAUUCUUCCUGAAGUUAAAUAUGAUCUCAGCCUGAGGAGAUGUGAUGUUUUAAGAUCCAAGGGGUGGCAAGCUGUCUGUUGUAGCCUAACUAUAUGGCAAGAGACAUAUACGCUAUGUUCCUUCAGGCACUGGCUCUCCAGGCCCAGGGACAAUGUAGCAUUAGAUUUAAAUAUGGCUAGACAGGACUGGAAAGAGAUAGGUGGUGACGUAGCCACAGUCUCUCUGUAGGGCAGCUCAAGCUUCCUGAUGCCAGCUCACAUCUUGGUUUGUUUGAUCACGAAUGAGUCAAUGGGAGGAGAACCUGCUCUUUUAGGCACACCCAGGGUUCAGAGUGGCUUUGAAGGAAAGGGUUCUCUGGCAGGGCUGCAAGUCUGCAAUCCUUUUUGCAUACAUAGGCUCCCAUCCUCAAUUCACGAAUGCCUCGUGAGCCCGGACACGGCAGCAGUGUUGUGCUGCGUGUUCUCUUAACAGGAGUUGAACAGCACAUUUACAGGAACCAUCAGUGUUGAGAAUGGCCACGUUCUCUGCUCGCCCUUGCUUUUGGUGGGUGAGAUGGAUGGAUCCCAGUACCAGUUUCAUUGUAACCUCUCACUGCUUCCCUGCUCCAGGCUCUCUGCUUCUCUUCACAAGAAUGCUGACACCAAGUCGCACUAAAAUCCAGUUUAGGGUUCUGCUUUAAAUUCAGCAUUUUCUUUUUCUUUUUUUUUUUUGAGCUACAUAAAGGGAAUACUGGAAGGACAGAACAAAGCAUGGGAGACACAAGCACUCUAAAGUUGCUUUGAGUUCUCAGUACAAAGAAACAUUACAAAUAUUUCCCACGCAAAUAACAAAGAACAAUAUUGUGCUAUGAGUUUCCAUUAGGACCUGUGUUUCUGUCUCUGAUCUGCAGGGGAAUGAACAGCAUUGAUGCUGCCCUGGAUAGGUACUGCAGAUCACUUCUUCCAUUUUCAUAAAUGAAGAUGGUGGUGGUUUUAUCUAACAACUCUGGCUUUCUGCAGGUUACCUAAAGGGGGGGUUUAAUGCUUUAACGGAAUUGCAACUAUUGAAAGAGUAGCACGUGCAUUACCCAAAAUAUAGAGGUGCUUCCACAGCUAAGAACCAGUUAGUGAUGAGCACUGUGUGGUUGUUAUCUGAAAUAGCAGGCUACUACAUCAGCAUCUACAUCUAGCUAUUUGCAGGCUGGCUUACUCAUUGCUAAAUAGAAAUCAUGGAUAUUGGGGUGUGUUUUUGUUGGGGUGAAGAGGUAUUAAGAUAAAUUUCCGAGUCUGUUCCUAACAGCUUUAUAUCUAUUUGAAUGCUCUCAUUAGCUGAACUUAGAGUAUGUUUUUAGAGAUUACCAAUAUCCCAUGUAUUUUAGAUUCUCCUGAAAUGUGUAAUAAAUACAAUCAGAA